Dreissena polymorpha is the source of this 1372-nucleotide messenger RNA. RefSeq lists its product as uncharacterized. The record is from RefSeq and is a predicted model, not a curated record. The transcript is spliced from 2 exons. Gene Ontology annotation, cellular component: membrane. NCBI's taxonomy places the organism in Eukaryota, Metazoa, Mollusca, Bivalvia, Myida, Dreissenidae. Gene Ontology annotation, molecular function: tumor necrosis factor receptor binding. The coding region runs from base 98 to 607 and encodes 169 amino acids. Gene Ontology annotation, biological process: immune response.
CAUAUGCAACAUCUUACUUGUAUGACAUUCAGUAUUAAUUAUUUUAGAAAAUGUCAAAAUUGAGCUCAAAAAUGAUUACCUGGCAUCGAUCCCCGAUAUGAAACCGGCGGCAAAGCUGGUUGGGCAACACUCAAGCAAACAUAUAGGCACGGAUAAAACGCGAGACAAACCGGGUGCAAUGAAAACUGUGAUGUCAUGGUUUAGCAACAGAGACUUAGAUUACACGACAGGUUUCAUGAGAUACGGAAUUAGAUACCAGAACGGGCGUCUGAUUGUACCGCUCACGGGAACGUACAACAUCUACUCCUUUCUGAGUUUGACUGAAAACAAUGACUCCCCGGAGGUACGAAAUGAGAAUGAGAAUGCGAACAACACCCUGGUAAAGCAUGUAAUGUACAAAUACAAUGUCAAACUAGCACACGAAGUGGAACUGGCAUCUUCUGUACAAACACAUCGGCUGUCGACCAAUAGAAAUUUCAACGCGUUCAGUUCACAAAUCUCUACUUUGGUGCAAUUAGAGGCUGGAGACGAAAUUUCUGUUAAAGUCAGCAAUAUUGCACUGAUGUCUUAUCCUGGUGAUAAUUUUUUUGGUGUACAUAUGAUUUGACUAGAAGCUCCACAGACGUCCGCCACCGUGGGAUUGCGUGCUCGUCGCGUGGAUGCUUUAGACUGAAGAUCCCACAUUACAGUUAUACACAUUGAUAAGUCGAGUUUCACAAACACACCAUAUAAUUUGUUCUGGACAUUGGUUUGAAUGGUAAUGUGUUAUAUUUACGAAUCAUCUCUACAAUCAAUAUUAACUGGGGUUUAUAUUUAUUUUAUAGUUAUUUGUAUGUAAAACACGGGACCAUAACUAGUUUUCAUUCAGUCUAUGUCGGAACAAUAGUAGGUUAUUUUCGAAAAAGUUAACACAUUGUUCAGUUUAUAUAUCCGUUUUCUUACAGAAGAGAAGCUAGUCACAUGUAAGUUUUACUUUGCUUUUUUUUAUUUCACAGCAUUGGUGCAAAAAGGUACCAUGUGAAAAUGAAAUAAGGAGACACAUGGUACCUUUGUGCACCAAUUGAGCGAAUAUAUAAUAUAUAUUAUGUAGAAAUGACGAUGACAAUAAAUUGUAUUGUCAAUUGUCAUUUCUAAAUAAUCGAUAUGAUAUAUGAUUAUACACAUGGUGAGACUCUUGACAAUGUAUUAUCCCACAGGCUACCUCAUAGCUCAAUCAAAGCUAUAUGUUUGAAAUAUUAUUUAAGCGUUAACGUCAUGUUACGCUGUUUUCAAACAAAUAACCCGAAAUAAACGUUGUAUAUUUUGAGAAAACACUAUUAUGUCGUUUUAAUUGUUGAAUUUUGAUGUUUAAAAUAAAUAAUGUCAACGUUUU